UGGACAGCAGAAGGUCUGGUUUCUAGAAGUGCUGAACAUUGCAUUUCACUUUCAUGUUUGUCUUACAAAUGUUUCAGGCAGUUUGGAAACUGCUAGAAAGGAAGUGAGUUAUGGGGAUCAUCCUUCAGCAAUGGAACUCUUUAAGUUUCUGCUACUGUUAACCACCAUGGUAUGAUUCAGUGAAGUUCACUGCCAGGAUACAAAAGGAAGUUCUGCAGAGGUUUCUCAGAUUUGCAUGCUGUUGGGAUGCGGUGACCUAUGAUGAUGUGCAUGUGGACUUCACUUGGGAGGAGUGGGCUUUGCUGGAUCCUUCCCAGAAGAAUCUCUACAACGAUGUGAUGCUGGAGACCUAUAGGAACCUCACCGAUAUAGGCUACAGUUGGGAAGACUAUAAUAUAGAAGAACAUUGUCAACGUUCUGGAAGACAUGGAAGAUACAGAAAAGGCCAUACUAGAGAGAAUCCCUUUGAAUAUACUCAAUGUUCUAAAGCCUUUUCACAUCACAGUCAUCUUCAGAGGCAUGUAAGAAUUCAUCCUGGAGAGAAACCCUAUGAAAGUAUUCAAUAUGGUGAAGCCUUUACACACCACAGCAUUCUCCGAGUACAUAAAGCAACACAUGUUGGAGAGAAAACCUUUGAAUGUAAACAGUGUGGCAAAGCCUUUACAUGUGCCAGUAGUCUCAGAAGACAUGAAAGAACACAUACUGGAGAGAAACCUUAUGAAUGUAAUCAAUGUGCUAAAGCCUUUUCACAACACAGUACUCUCCAAAUACACAAAAGAACACAUUCUGGAGAGAAACCCUACAAAUGUAAUCAGUGUGAUAAAGCCUUUUCACUUCACAGUCGUCUCCAAAUACAUAAAAGAACACAUUCUGGAGAGAAACCUUAUGAAUGUAAUCAAUGUGGUAAAGCCUUUGCGUGUGCUGGCAAUCUCCAAAGACAUAAAGGAACUCAUGCUGAAGAAAAGCCCUACAAAUGUAAUCUAUGUGAUAAAGCCUUUUCACGACAAAGUCAUCUCCAAGAACAUAAAAGAACACAUACUGGAGAGAAACCCUACAAAUGUAAUCAAUGUGCUAAAGCCUUUUCACAGCACAGUCAUCUCCGAAUACAUAAAAGAACGCAUACCGGAGAGAAACCCUACAAAUGUAAUCAAUGUGAAAAAGCCUUUUCACAACACCAUAGUCUUCAAAUGCAUGGAAGAACACAUACUGGAGAGAAACCCAGUAAAUGUAGCAAUGUGGUAAAGCCUUUGAUUUUCCCGGUAAUCUCCAUAUACAUAAAGGAACACAUACUGCAGAGAAACCCUGUGGAUGUAAGUAAUGUGGCAAAGCCUUUGCAUGCUUCUGGAGUCUUUGAAAUGAUGAGAAAAAAAUCAUUGUGUACAGAAACCCUAUAAAUGUAUUAAAUGUGGUAAAGUUUUGCACUUCAUGGUAGUCUUUAUACAAGAGUUAAACUUUUAGUGUUAACUGGUCUCUUAAAGUCUUUUCAAGUCGCUCUUGAGGACCUGAAAACAUUAAUACUGAAGGAAAUCUGACAUAAUGGUUUUGGUAAGAUCUUUAGUCAACCCACUUACAUUCAUUUACAUGAAAUUAUUCUGGGGAAAAAAAUGACAGGUGUCACCAAUCUGUUCAAGCAUUAUGAUGUCCCUCUUUAUUUUGCACCUGCAGACUCACAUAGACAAAAGCCCUAUGAAUUUAAAUUUUGAGGUAACCUCUUUUUCUUCCACAGUUCUCUUCAAUUACAUGAAAUAUGUCAUCCAGGUGUAAAACUUAAUGGGUGUGUUUUAGUGCCUUUGUGUUGUUGUGAUAAAACAUUAAGUCAAUUUAAGAAAGAGCUGGUUCUUGGAUCUAGAGGGAUACCAAAAUACCAUGAAAGUGGCAUGGAAGCAAGUGUCAAACAUGGAAGUUAAAACAGACUGCUGAGAACUCACAUCCUCCACCUACAGCCUGAAGUGGAAAGUGGAAAUGGUGCGUGGAUGUGAAAUGGCAUACUCACCCCCAGGGACAUACGUUAUUCAGAAGGGCAAGCAUUAUGUAACUGAGAAAGAUUGAUUUGUCUGACGUCAGUCCUACAAUGCUUGUUUUCUGUUACAUGAACUAGUAUAUGACAAAUAUAAACAGUAAGUAAGCCUUUAGAUGCUUCAACUCCUGUGUUGUAAGAGUAAAUGUAUUCAAGAAAAAAA
Microtus ochrogaster (prairie vole) is the source of this 2180-nucleotide messenger RNA. Its product is annotated as zinc finger protein 120-like. Gene Ontology annotation, biological process: regulation of DNA-templated transcription. Lineage: Eukaryota; Metazoa; Chordata; Mammalia; Rodentia; Cricetidae. The record is from RefSeq and is a predicted model, not a curated record. The transcript is spliced from 4 exons. The coding region runs from base 339 to 1394 and encodes 351 amino acids.